Messenger RNA from Aspergillus calidoustus, 3542 nucleotides. The record is from the annotation of a GenBank genome assembly. NCBI's taxonomy places the organism in Eukaryota, Fungi, Ascomycota, Eurotiomycetes, Eurotiales, Aspergillaceae.
AGUGGAAGGGGUUUGGGGCCUGGGGGUGGUGCUUUUAAUGGUGAGACCAAAGCACGUUUGAGCAGGUAUAUCCCUGAUCGGGCAAUGAGAGAAAGAAUCAGAUACAUAUAUCUUAAUCCGAAUAGUUAUGCAAGUUCCUCUCUAUAGUAGGCGCUGAGUGAAUAUAUGGAGUGGAGGCCUUGAUCGUACUACCGAAACUACAAGUUCUGUGAGUCAACAAACUGCAUCUGCGCUCGCAUCUUCCUUUCGCGCAGUUCAAACAAACUAUGGAGUAUGGCGCAGAGGACACGGGCAAGAACUGCACAAGGCAUCCAAAGACAGAGGAAUGGCAGCGUCCGGGGCUGUGUCAAGCUUGGAGUCGAAAGGGGUGAAGAUCGCCGGGUACCGCGUCUGCACUGUCAAGCCUCACUCCCUCCCACUUAAAUGGGCACGAAUACAACUUGAUGGAGUUGCAUGGGAAAUUCGACCGAGAAUGGGAAAAAGGCGCAAGAGAUCAUCUUGCAGAGGCUCCUUACGUAUUCUGGGUGCCUGGGCAAAACUCUGCCUUGUCGAUCGCACUUCAGCCACGUCCGAGCUUUUGGGUCUGACUAUAAACUUAGUCCUUUAUUUGUUAGACACUCGAACGUGCUUCAAAGUGCCCAGCCUGCAGACCGACGAACGACUAAAUCCAGGCGUUCGGUUCGGUUGCGGGACAGCGAUCUGCGCAAGGGGCCCCAUACACGCCCAUCUCAGCCUCAUCUCUCGACAAUGGUGGCUGAUGCCUCCGUCCACGGUCAACUAUCCGCAGCCCUUCGCGUGUCUUGAGAGUCUGCCCUUCUUUUUUCCGGGAGUAUUUAGAACCGCCCGUAUCGCUUUAUUCUUUACCAAGCACUUGCAUUCUUUCCCUGUACUGUCCUUUUCACGGGCGAUCUUGACAAUCAAGAUGGAAACCGCAACGACACCAGCCCCUCCCCCACCGACGGACAUCAUGAUCGGCUGGAUCUGUGUCCUCCAAGCAGAAUACCGCGCCGCUAUAAGCAUCCUGGACGAACGGUACGACAGCACAGCCCUCGUCCGCGGGCAAGGCGACAAAAACCACUACGUCCUCGGCCGCGUCGGCAAACACAACAUCGCAAUCAACCUCCCACCAGCUGCAACAUACGGCCAGCUGCAUGCGACGCGGAUAGCGCUCGACAUGCGCAGUACCUUUCCGCGCGUGCGUUUUGUGCUUCUCGUCGGCAUCGCGGGCGCCGCCCCCUCGGCCAAGCACGAUAUUCGGCUCGGCGAUGUCGUGCUGGGGACGAGUGUUGUGCCGUAUGCGACGGGCAAGGAGACGGAUAAGGGAUUUGAGCGCCAUGCGAUGGUGAAAGCGCCGCCGACGGAAUUGCUGGAUGCCAUUACGUUCCUGGACGAGCGCAUGUGGUCUCAGGAUGUUGUUCUUGCGGACUCUGUUGAGAGCGUUCGAAGCAAAACCGCAGAGAGAGGACAGGCUGAUUUCCGGCGGCCCUGCCACGAUCGACUCUACUACCCUGGAUACAUGCAUCGGGAGACCGGCAGCGAUUGCUUGCAGACGCAAUCGGACGCGGGCUCGCAGCACAAAGACAGACUGUACCCGCGCGGUGUUCGUGAACCCAGCACGAUGGUCCAGCUCUUCCAGGGCGCCAUCGGCUCCGACAACCGCGUGAUGAAAAACGCCCACAACCGGGAUGAGAUUGCGCGGCGCGAGAACAUCCUCUGCUUCGAGAUGGAAGCAACUGGGGUCACGGACGUUGCCCCCUGUCUUCCCAUCCGGGGCAUCUCAGACUACGCCGAUGGCCACAAGAACGAUGGCUGGCAUCUAUAUGCCGCCCUCACGGCUGCAACCUGUGCCAGGGAGCUGCUGCUCUCUUUUCCACCACAGGCCGUGGCGCAGUUCUCUCUGACACUUCCUGGGACCCUCGUUGAUCGGUAUAUCUCCGGUGCCGUCAGCAAUCCAAACGCGUUCUCCGGUAGCGAGAUCGAGAGGUUGACGCGGACGCGGCAGAAUCUGAUGGAGAGGCACACGUUCCUCGAGGAGCUCAUGAGACCUGGGCUGCGCAGGAUCAAGUCCGAGAAACCCGGUCCUGGUGCCGGAGACCUCCGGAACGAGAUGCAAAGACUGAAGAGAUUCCAAGAACAGCUCAGGCUGCACCUGCAAGACCUGGAUCGCAGCCUGAACCAACACGACGACCUCCUCCUCCCGAGUGCAGACCCCCGCGAUCGAGAACAAUACGAGAGACUGAAGGUCCAAGUGCAGAAAGACGAAGAGGCAAUGGACAGCCUCGCCGACCUCGUCGACACCACAAGCUCGCUGCUCACUACCCUGGGGAGCAUCCGCAAUGACGCAAACCUGAGUACGGCCGGCAGGCUGUUGUCAGCUGGUCGCGAGUAUCUUGGAGCGGUCAUGACGCGCUUGUUCCCAACUGCUGCAAUCUCGCAGCGUGUGGACCAGGGAGUUGGAAUACCCGGCAGUGGCCCAUCGCGGCCCAGUGAUGCCGCCGCUGAGAUGGAAGCCAUGUUGACGUUUGUAUAAAAAGUUCAUUGUCAAUCCCUCGUGAUGGGGACGUUAUGUACGCAGUGUACUCUGGGUAAUCUCCAAAUAUACCGUUCAACAUAAUGAUUCGAGCCAGGUCUCCGCUGCCGAGGCACCGUCAGCCUCAAGUGAGAUAGGGCAACAUGGAUAUGAUGUUAGCUACACAAACGUACCAAUGGCAGAUAGACACAUUCAUAGAGAGAACGAAGCCUGACAUCGAUUAGACACAUGCUUUAUUAUCCUCAGCCGCGAUUGCAACCCCCUCUUUCUCUCUACCCUCCACUUGUACACCUUGGCAAGAUAUCAUCAUCAGCCAGCUGGUCAAGUUUGGCGAAGAAGAGACCCUUGACCUCGGGAUACUCGAAGACGCAAUCCACGUCACCCCCAUCGACUCUCACACGUAUGCGGCCUUCCUCAAGAAGGACUGGAGUAUCGGAGUUGGUGCGCGCCCCCUUUCUUUUCCCUCUCGCAAUCUCGCCGAGACAACAAGCCGAAGCUGACUCGUAGUCGGGCGUGACGUGAUGAGUAGUUCCCCAUGGAGGAUACACAGCGAGCAUCCUAUACCGGACGACGGCCGUUCACUUCGCCAACACGCACAGUGCCCGAUACAGGGGCUCAACUCCCGAAGCAACGACGCUGCAGGUAACAUUUCUUGACUGAACGAGCGUCGGACCGGCGAUACUCCAAGUGCAGGACGUCAAAAUCGGCGGGCGCGUCAGCACGAUUCAUGUCACCCUCUCACAGCUUCCGAAUAGUCUUCUUGCCAAGGUCGCAAAAGGGGCGAAGCCGGAUCUCGCCGAGUUCACGAGGAGUAACCUUGACAAACUGCAACCCAAGCAGAUUGCAUACAUCACCGCGAGCCCGCCCGAGACGGAAUCUGGACCCAGCGCGACCGGCGCAUGGAGUCUGCGUCCUCCGCGUCCCCCCGGGUCCAAACCAGACGGCGCAGUCGACCUCCCCGCAUUGGCGAGGAAUUCCCGGGAUGCGGGAUGGGAGCAAUAUAGCUUCCCAG